Penicillium cosmopolitanum is the source of this 1437-nucleotide messenger RNA. Its product is annotated as GATA-type transcription factor. The record is from RefSeq and is a predicted model, not a curated record. Bases 1 to 1437 code for a protein of 478 amino acids. The transcript has 3 exons. Gene Ontology annotation, molecular function: RNA polymerase II cis-regulatory region sequence-specific DNA binding; DNA-binding transcription factor activity, RNA polymerase II-specific; zinc ion binding. NCBI's taxonomy places the organism in Eukaryota, Fungi, Ascomycota, Eurotiomycetes, Eurotiales, Aspergillaceae. Gene Ontology annotation, biological process: positive regulation of transcription by RNA polymerase II; negative regulation of transcription by RNA polymerase II.
AUGGACUGCCCAGAUUUAUCUCAGAACCGCGGCAUGCUCAUGCGAAAGUCUUAUGUGGAGAAGAGGGGUGUUCUUCAGCAGUCAAACUUCCCUGCACAUGUAGACCGUGUAAACCCGGCGCAACACGAAGACAGUGGCGGGAAGGAGCCACCAGAGAAAUCUUCACCGAAACACGGCCCAGUGCCAGUAGACCAGCAGAAUGGUCAAGCCCGCCUUAAAAUAUCCGCCGGGACCCCAAGGAACACUUCAUUUUUGAAACGGUCAUGCAAUAACUGCGGAACGAUCCGCACUCCGCUUUGGCGCCGAUCGCCGGCAGGAGCCAUGGUUUGCAAUGCUUGCGGACUCUAUCUGAAAGCCCGCAAUGUUGUUCGUCCUACGAGAAGGAAGCCAACGCAGCAAGAGCGCGCUGAAAAUGCUGCUCCUGCUUACAAUCCUUCCGCAUCUGCAGCACACGGACCGGAAACGCCAUCAGAUAGGGCCUACUGUGGCACCAGAGUUUCCUGCCCUGGGAGUGAAAAUUGCAACGGGACUGGUGGCGCAGAAGGCUGCGAAGGCUGCCCGGUAUAUUAUAAUCGAAUCUACAAAUCUAUGCAUCGGGGUAUGCCUGCUAUCUGCCGAGGCCAGACAUCAGGGCCUUGUACUGGCCCGCCUUCAACAACAAUAGGGGCGAACGCCGCUCCUCAUAAUAAUUCACUACUACUUGCAUGCCAUAAUUGCGGAACAAGUGUAACGCCCUUGUGGCGGCGAGAUGAACAUGGCCAUUCUAUUUGCAAUGCGUGUGGACUGUAUUUCAAGGUCCACGGCUACUUUCGUCCGAUCGUUAUGAAAAAGUCGACUGUCAGGCGGCGUCAACGGCAAGCUCCAAAAUCGCCGCCUAAUCCUUCAGCUGUUCAUUCUUCAAAUGGAUAUUCCUCGCAUCCGGAAGCAUUUCCAUCUGCUUUAGACUGUCCUUAUGAUGAGACAAAUGGCUACAUAAGCUGCGAGUCCGUCGAUGGCGCAGACUCGUUGCCUAUUCCUCCUACAUCAGUUGAUUAUGCAGGCCACGCUCUCCCAAAAGUAUUAGAACCUGAGCCACUGGGACGUUCUCCAACUCAACAGACCGGACGUCUGUUUCCUGCGAUCCGGAAUCCUGGGCCACAACAGUUCCAAUCUAUAUCCUCAGCUCCGGAGGAAGGCCUGAUUGCUCUCCCGUGGAUACUGGAUCCCACUCGAGCUCAUCGUUGCGAUGACCUUAGAGAGGAUUAUUCGGGCCUAAAUCAAACACGAUCUUUCCAAAUCUCGAGGCCAGGGCUAUCGCUCGAAACGCAGGUUAUGCCCAGUAUGUCUUUCCUAGCUGAUUCGGCAGGCGAGCGGUGGGCCAGGCUGAAGCGUGAAGCAGAUCAAAUGCGUGAAAUGCUUCAAGCCAAAGAGCGAGAGCUGGCUGCAAUAAAUAGAUAA